UUUCUCCCCCAUUUUUAUUUCAAAGUUUCUUUUCACUCCUUCAUUUUUCCCCCUCAUUUCCCUCCUAAAUUUCCUUUCCUCUGUUUUUCAAUUUUCACCCUUCCUUUUAUUUUUUAAAUGGGAUUCUCCAAAAAAUCUCAAAUCGACUCUGGAUUUGAAGCCGAACAAAAAAAAUGGGUAAUCGCGGGGUUGUCGGCAAGGUCAUCGUUGAAGCCGAUUAACACGAAAUCAAAGACGAAAGAGGGAGAAGAGGACGGGGAGAAGACACCGACGGGGAAAGAAGCUAGAAUACCGGAGAAAUUGGGUUGCCCGCCGGCGCCGAGAAAGCGUAGAUCUCUAAAAUCAAGCUCUAAUCAGAAUCAUAUGAGGGAGUUCUUCAAUCCUCCUGAUUUAGAAUCUGUGUUCAAGCUAAGAGUUUAGAAGGACCAAUUUGGUUUGUAAUAGUUGAGAAUUUAGGGGUUUCUUUGUUUUUUUUUUCUUUUUUUGGGUGUUUGUUUAAUUUUUCUUUUUUUGGGGGGUUUUCUUUAAUAUUAUUAUUUUUUAUGUACUUGGUUAGUUAUUAGGAGUAAGGAGAUUAUGAUGUAUAAAGGAUUUGAUAUUUGUUAUCUAAAUGAGUAUUAUCACUAUUAUUAUUA
Messenger RNA from Cucumis melo (muskmelon), 635 nucleotides. RefSeq names its product cyclin-dependent protein kinase inhibitor SMR6. The record is from RefSeq and is a predicted model, not a curated record. Bases 118 to 420 code for a protein of 100 amino acids. Gene Ontology annotation, biological process: regulation of DNA endoreduplication. NCBI's taxonomy places the organism in Eukaryota, Viridiplantae, Streptophyta, Magnoliopsida, Cucurbitales, Cucurbitaceae. The transcript has a single exon.